UUCUAUUCAAUAGGACCACAUUUUUUGCUCCUCAAUUCUCUAUCUCUGCCUUAUACGAACAUAAAUAAACAUUAAAGAAUUUUCUCAUCUCAUCCAAUCCAGUCCACUUCUACUGCACCACACACCACGACUACGCUAUCGUUUAUUAUACGAGGUGUAAUAUAUGGGCUGGUUUGGUUUUUAGUUUGUUGGGCAUAAAGGAUUCAUUCUUUCUGUAGCAGUGUACGGCUGACGAUUGAUAAGAACGAGCACCACAAUCUUGAAGAGCAUUUAACUUAGUUACUUACUGUACAGCAGAAGAAUAUAUACAAGGAGAAAAAUUUACUCAGAAAAUGUAAAUAGUUUAGCUAGGUAUUAACAGAUUUUGUAUUUAUACUUCUUCACAAGAGAAGAAGAACAAACACUAACCAUUGCAUUUCGAUUGAUUGAGAAGCGAAGCGACGAAAAAAAGUUGCAGCCAUAAUAAACCUUAAAAGAAACAAAAAAAUAACCAUAUUACAAUGAUAUUAUUAUUAUGUAUCGCACCGCUGCUGGGGUCAUAAUAACAGCGAUACGUAAUAUCGACAAGUUAAUUUAAAGAAAAUCAGACAACAAAGAGAAAAGGAAAUAAUAAAUUACCAUGAGUAAAUAAAACUUUUGGGUGACUGACAUGAAUACCAAGACAUUAUGCAUUGCUACCGCAGAAAUGUAUAACAACUGUAUGAAAAUUUGUGUCAAUUCUCAUAAUUGGGAUUGCACAGUGACAGAAAUGUUGCUACCGCAGAAAUGUAUAACAACUGUAUGAAAAUUUGUGUCAAUUCUCAUAAUUGGGAUUGCACAGUGACAGAAAUGUCAAGACUUGUUAAUCCGAAGAAAAGUUCAAAUACUGGAAGGAUUAUUGUUGUGAUGAUGUGAUAUACUUAAGGAAGAAUCGAGGCUUAUAUUCUUAGUGAUAUUAAGGACAAAGUACCUAGAAGAAAUACUUUCAGCUAUUUACUACUGCAUAUACGACUCUCUGUAUCGGACUCUCUAAUACAGAAAACAAAGAUUUAUACUUAUUUAGCAAGUAUUUAGGAUACAUUUUUUAUCAAGAAUAACCUGACACCCAAAGACAGCCAACCAAAUUUAAACCAAACGCACGAUAUAAUGAUUGAAAUCUGAAGAGAGGCUAUAAAAUAACACAAACUGACUGAAAGGAUGAAUCGCCACGGUCACCUCAACUCGAUAUCUUCCUCAUCAUCGUCCCAACAAACGGCCGACGAUUCUGGAUAUGUGGGGUCACCGACACCCCCAAAUCACACCCACCAACAACAGCAACCACAGAAUACUGACUAUGGGAAUAAUACAGAAAACAUGAUUAUCAUGCAAAAGUCGCAUCAAUUUAAUGAAAAUGACGAUGAUGACGAGUUUGCCUACUUUUUGACACCAAUUAUUUGCCAAUUUUGCUGGGACUUUAUAACUGUGACAUCAACCGUGAAAUCUAACAAGAAAAUUGGUGUAAAGUGCGAAGAUUGCCAAAAAUGUUUCCAUACAUCCUGUCUCCGAGCCUAUCGAAACAUACCUGCAUAUACGAAAUCUUCCACAAAAUCCAAAUUUAUGAAGACGCAUCGCCUCUCUGGGGGAAACAACGAGCAAGAGCUAAUCGUGCGCACACCGGACAUAAAUUCUAUUGAAAAUUGCUCAUUCUAUUCAACCGAGAAUAAUUACGUCUGUCUCAAUAAGUUUUCUCCCCCGGAAGAGUGGUCCCCACGCGUCGUGUCGGAAUGGCUUGUUGCCAACAACUUUUAUGAUAUUGUCCACUACUUGGAGAAUGUGGAUGGUGCACAGCUACUUAACCUUGAUGAACCGACGAUUAAGGCGUUUGGACUUGUCGACGCCUUUGCUGUAGCAUCACUUCAAGCUGCUGUGGCUGAACUGAAACGUCCCUCUGCAUCUGACGACUACUAUGACCACCUUUCCUACGGUUCCACUACCCAUGACCACUCCUUCAUUCAGAUGACCUUUUCCACAAUUACCAAUUGUGACCAGUGUAAGAAAGUGUUGAACGGAUUGUACCACCAAGGAUUGAUCUGCAGAGGUUGCGGAAUGAUUUCUCAUAAACACUGUGUUGUGCUGGGGUUGCCUCAAUGCACACAUACUGCGCAAACUGGAAGUCGACUUCAUUACAUGCAUUCCAAAGUCGACAUGAAAGUGGUUGAUCGUUUAAUCAAUGAAUCUAUGAUUUCUCCUUCCCCAGCUACUGGAACGUUGCUGACCUUGUCGUAUGAACCAACUUCGACGGAUCACGCUCCUCCCAUCUUUACUGCGUUGAUUUUUAACUUGGAGGCUCGGAUUGCUGGUGAGAUGGGAAACUUUGCGCAGUUGUUCAACCCCAUGUAUCAGUCCCAGACGAAUUUGCUACCCGUACUGACUGAAAUGUACAACAUGAACCCUGGGCAGUCACUUACCAAUCAACUCCAAACUCAACCCCUGGCUCUUAUUACACAGUCGAUCCGCACUUAUCUCCGUGAACUGCCAGAGCCUCUUAUUCCGACAGACUUGUAUCAAGACUUUAUUCAAGUGGGGAAGGGUCAAAUCGACUCCGACGCGCGACUCAUGAUGAGCAAGCUGAUCAAUAAUCAUCUUAACAUACAUCACUCGAGAACGGUGCAGUUUUUUGGGAUGCAUUUGGCUCGCAUUGUACGGAUCGUUCAAGAAUUUUCUCACAAUAAUCCUGGUAUUCAAAUUGACCCAGAAGCCAUCCUGUCAACAUUUUAUGCCGGAGUUUUCCUCCGUCCAAGCUAUAACAAUAUAUUACAAAUUUUGGACAAUGGAAAAAUUCAUGUACGCCUAGUCUCACUGUUGAUUGAGCUGUAUUACAAAUAUCCGCAAACCCGCACCCCACAUCAGCAAAAGCAGCCACACAAUAAGACUGAUAUUAACAAGGAUCUUGUAGAAUAUGAAUGGUACUGGGAAGGUUGUAACAGGGAAGAGGUGCUGGAGAAAUUGUUUGACUCACAGGAUGGUUCCUUCCUUGUUCGGGACGCUUCCACUAAAGCUUUUGGAGAAUAUACACUGACCGUUCGCCACGCUCAAACUACGCGAUUGCUUCGCAUUUCAUACAAAAAUGGAAAAUACGGACUCUAUGAACCAUUUACGUUCAACUCUGUAACUGAGCUUAUUUCCUACUACUCCCAACACUCUCUUGCAGAAUAUAACAAUUCCGUGGAUGUCAAGCUACUCUAUCCUGUAUCAAAAUAUGACAAGAGUGAAGAGGAUGAAGAUAAGGACAAGUUGCUAUUGUUGCUGGGCGAAGUUUCACGAGAUUUUCUUUUAAAGUCACGCUACCUUGAACUUCAGUCCCAAAUGUACUCUCAGACUUCGGAUGAAAUUAAAUUCAAGAAACAAGCCUCGGAUGCUUUUGACAGCGCGAUUCAAUUUUUCCAAGAACAAAUUCAAGUUCACAAAUCAGUCCAAUCUCAAACCACUGAUCAAAUCGAGUUAAAGGAGUUAGAAGAUAAUUUUGGCUAUUUGAAACGGAAAAUGACCACGAUGGAAGAGUCACGAGAACAAUUACAGCAGUCGCUUCAAUUGCAAUCCGCAUAUGCACGACUAGUAGAACAAGAGAUCAUAACUCUGAAGCCACAGCUUGCACAUCUUAGGAAGCAACGUUCUCGAAUUGUCAAACGGCUGGAGCAUUUGCGUGCUGAUAACAUCGAGUCUGCAUUGUCCCCCUCAGCCAUGGUUGACAUCUGGGAUGAGAAGCUGUGGUAUAGUCAAGAUGCGUCACGACAGGAAGCUCAAUCUCUUCUCAAGGGCAAGCCAGAGGGGACUUUCCUCGUGAGGAAAUCAUCCAAAGGAGAGUUGGCCCUGUCACUGAUUGUUAAUGGAGGUGUGGUUGGUCAUUGCAUAAUUUAUGAAUCCACAGUUGGAUUUGGGUUCACCAGUCAAACUACUUACUUCCCAUCGCCAAAGUCUCUUAUACUGUACUACUCGGCCCACUCCCUAGCUGAGUUUAAUCCUCAUUUGGUGACCUGUCUCAAGUAUCCUGCUUUCAUGUAAUUUAUAUAAAGCCAUUGCCAAUGUAGUUUAAUGAACAACUAUAUUAUUCUUAUUAAUAUUAUUAAUUUAAAGAAUUUGAUAAUUUAAAGAAUUUGCUAUAGUCAAAUUUUUCGCAACGUUUAUUUCAGUAUCUUGGAUAAUUAAUUACAAAAAAAUGUUUUCCUUACUUUAAUCGAUACAUCGACUAAAUAAAACUUAAUAUUCAUUGCAUCACCACCACA
Folsomia candida is the source of this 4241-nucleotide messenger RNA. It is a transcript of the gene Pi3K21B, whose product is annotated as phosphatidylinositol 3-kinase regulatory subunit gamma. The transcript is spliced from 14 exons. Gene Ontology annotation, biological process: phosphatidylinositol phosphate biosynthetic process; signal transduction. Gene Ontology annotation, molecular function: 1-phosphatidylinositol-3-kinase regulator activity. Gene Ontology annotation, cellular component: phosphatidylinositol 3-kinase complex. NCBI's taxonomy places the organism in Eukaryota, Metazoa, Arthropoda, Collembola, Entomobryomorpha, Isotomidae. The coding region runs from base 1177 to 4020 and encodes 947 amino acids. The record is from RefSeq and is a predicted model, not a curated record.